GCAGCAAAAUGCAUGGUGAAAUGUUUUUCCUCCAGCUUCUUUUCAUAGGAUUGACUUCUGCAGAUCUUUUGCAGAAUCCAGAUUUUGAAUCCCCACCACCAAAGUUGGCAGCAAAUUUCUCAACCCCAUUUGUUCUACUAAAUGAAAACAACACAAUUCCUGGAUGGACUUUUGAAGGGACAGUCCGAUAUGUAACAGCCAAUCAAGUCGUGAAAUUGCCAGAUAAUGGGCAUGCCAUUCAACUGGGACAAGAUGGGAAGAUCAACCAGACUUUCAUUGCCACUGGUGAUAAUAUGAACUAUCUACUUACGUUCACACUGGUCCCUGGUGGUCAGAAUUGUUCAGCUAAUGCAGAUGUAGUAGUGUCAGCACCUGACAGUAGAGGAGUCUUCUCUUUGAAACAGCAUUAUGGGAAGGAGAGCUGGGAAAGCUAUGGUCACUACUUGGGUAGAUGGGAUCGGGGUGAACCUAUUAAUCUUGUGAUUGAAAGCCUAACUACAGAAUCGGAUGCUAAUUCAACAUGUUGGCCAAUGAUUGAUAUGCUGUUUCUCAAAACCGACCCAGCACUUGCUCAAGCUGAUGGUAACCUAUUGCUGAACGGAGGUUUUGAAGUUGGCCCAGAUUUCUUGAGUAAUUCUACUGAGGGAAUUUUACUUGAAUCAGCACCAAGUCCUGUUCAGUCUGCAUUACUGCAGUGGACUGUGAUAGGAACAGUCAAAUACAUAGAUUCCAAGCACUUCUUUGUACCCGAAGGCAAUGCUGCUAUUGAGAUUGUCUCAGGAGUUUCAACUGGCAUACAAAUAGACGUAAUGCUUACCGAGGGUUCUUCAUACUAUGUGAAUUUUACAGCGGGACACGCCGGAGAUGGAUGCGACAGAAAGCUUAUGGUAAGGGUUCAAGCAGGACCAGUUGUCCGAAAUAUUACCCUUGAAAGUUCAGGUACAAGGUCAGCCGUCAAGUACUCAGUGCCUUUCAAAGCAGGUUCCGGUCCAAAUCCAAUCAGUUUUCUCAGCGGUAGCACAAACCAGACCAAAGAUGGUGUGUUUUGUGGCCCUAUAAUUGAUGAAGUAGUCUUGCGUGCCUCCCAUGGGCUGAAACCACAACUGAAGUUGGAGAUUUUAAUUUAUGUUUUAGUUCUGGCCGUAGUUCUGUGAUUAAGAAAUGAAGGUAUUACACUUUUAUAAGUCCCAAGUUUAAUAGCCUCUUGUAAGCAUCAUUUAUUUAAUACAUCUGAGAACAAGAAUUUUUAUCUUUUGCUUCUCCCAAGUAGUAAACAAAGCUGAGCAGGUAAAUAAGUUGUAUAA
Molecule: messenger RNA, 1304 nt
Organism: Pistacia vera
Lineage: Eukaryota; Viridiplantae; Streptophyta; Magnoliopsida; Sapindales; Anacardiaceae
Exons: 3
Coding region: 9-1154 (381 amino acids)
Source: RefSeq, a predicted model, not a curated record